AUGAAAGAUGGAAGUGUCUCGAUCGAAAAAGGUCCGCCCAAAUCGUUGAAGAAGCUGUUGAGGACAAUGCUGUCCGAGCUUGACAGCCUCCGACAACAAGGUGAAGAAGAGGCGGUUGCCGAAGAUGAGAAGGCCGACAUGUCUUCGCCAACUACCUCGGCGGCUAUAUUAGACGCAGCUUUACCGGUCGCCAAAACAUACGACAACGAAGUGCGACCCCUUUUGCCCAUGACGGAAUGGACCCUCUCAGAUAUUCCCGAAAGUCACCCACCACUUCCGCCUAUUCUUGAUCCUGCGCAAGAAAAAAUGGCACUCACACACCAAGGAAUGGUGGAGAAGAACUGGCACCGGAGCUACGAGGUGUUUGAGUUUCUUGGUGAUGCUUUUAUCUACCACUUGGCAUCUGAAUACAUAUCCCAGACUUUUCCACUGCUUUCGCCGGGACGGUGCUCCCAGAUUCGAGAGCGCCUCUUACGCAAUUCCAAUCUGUCACUAUACUCGCUACACUACGGCUUGGACAAACGAGCGAAGCUGCCUGCUGAAUUCAAGGGCGAAGGCAGGGAUGGUGGAUCACGUGCACGCCUUGAGCAGCGAAAUAAGAUGUACGGAGACCUCUUUGAGGCCUAUGUGGGUGCUCUGAUCCGCUCUGAUCCGCAAGGUGUUGAACGUGCGCAGAAGUGGCUGAAACGGCUGUGGGCAUUGACGAUUGAAAAAGACAUUCGCGAAGAGUAUCAGAGACGGGACAAAGAAAGAGCCCGAAACCCGUCAUUGGAAUCGUCAGCCACAGGACCGGAGCACACCUCUGAGAGACCACCGAAGCUUAAACUUAUUGAUUUAAUCGGAUGCAAACUUGUCAAAAUCCGAUAUGAAGAUGCCCCAUGCAAGCCUAGGAAGUGCAAGGACACCGGCCUGCCACUGUUUGUCAUCGAUCUCUGGGUUGAUGGAUGGGGCAAAUCCGAAUGCCUUGGACAUGGUAGCGGGCUUUCAAAAAAGGAUGCUGGCAGCAACGCAGCACAACAAGCAUUACUAAGCACGAAAGUACUCAAAUUUUACAUCAACAAGAAAAAGGCACUUUUGAUGUCAGAGGAAGAGCAGGCGAAACGAACGGCUGACUUGUAA
This is a messenger RNA of Grosmannia clavigera kw1407, 1119 nucleotides long. RefSeq names its product nucleolar rnase. Gene Ontology annotation, molecular function: double-stranded RNA binding; ribonuclease III activity. Gene Ontology annotation, biological process: regulation of gene expression; rRNA processing; primary miRNA processing. Gene Ontology annotation, cellular component: nucleus. The transcript has a single exon. NCBI's taxonomy places the organism in Eukaryota, Fungi, Ascomycota, Sordariomycetes, Ophiostomatales, Ophiostomataceae. The coding region runs from base 1 to 1119 and encodes 372 amino acids. The record is from RefSeq and is a predicted model, not a curated record.